AUGCUUGGGUGGCUAUUAUUUUCUGUAUUUCUUUAUGCAGCGUAUAAAACAAAUCCCGAUAAUAUCUCUUUCGGUAGCUAUAUUACGUCCGACAACAAGAAUAAAAAAAAUCAAUCGAACGCAAUUUCUUCUUUUAUCACUGGCAUUUUAAGUAAUAAACCUCGUGUUCCAGAAUUUAAACGCGACGAUUACUUGUGUUUCAGCAUAGUUACUUUAGGAGACGGUAGCGCCACUUAUCUCGGGGUUUUUGGUGUCUGGUUUGUCUUAAGACUUGAGAUGCAGUCGUUAGAAAAUUUGGCCACUAAUGAAAAGAAUCAAGCUAUUAAAGCAAAAGGAGCGCGUGAUUGUGAGUUUUUAAUUGACGAAUCUGCUGCAAAACAUUACUUGUCAGCCGCGAAACGAUUUCAAAGUGUGGGUGAUGAUCAUAAUCAAAUUGAGGCUGGUGGCUGCUAUGAAAAUGCUUAUUUAGCUUUUCAGCAGACCAAACAAACUGCUAAAGCUCUUCAAGCGCUAGAGACUGCUGCAUCGAUAUACGAGUUUCAUGAUAAACAUGUAACUCGUGCUGCUCGUGUAUACGAACAAUUGGCAAAACUAUAUGAAAAUAAAACAAGUGCUCAACUUGAUUUGCAAAAAGCCCUCACGAUGCAUCAAAAAGCAGCGGAGUUAUUUGAAAGGGAAGGUGACAACCGUCAAUUUUUCUCGUUAAUCUCUCAAAUCGAAUUGAUGGCUGAAUUGGGUCGAUACGAAGAAGCUAUUAAAAUAUUAGAAAAUGUGAUUGCCACCGCGGCUAACGAUCGAGUUUUAAGUUUUAAAGUAAAAGACUAUUGUUUUCUUCAAUGUGUUUGUUUGAUUGCUCUACGUGAUUGGAUUAGGGUCGAAAAACAGUAUGAGGAACUUUGUCAACUUUAUCCUUCUUUUGUGGAUAGUAGAGAAUCUAAAUUAAUUAAGAAAUUAAUUGAAUCAAUAAACGCCUAUGACACAUCAGCUUUUGCAACCGCAUGUCAAGAGUAUGAUACAUUGACUCCUUUCCCACCGUGGCAGAUUGAGAUCUUGUUGCAAGCUAAGAAAGGUUUAGAAGUUGAGGAUUUUCGUUGA
Ambispora gerdemannii is the source of this 1095-nucleotide messenger RNA. Lineage: Eukaryota; Fungi; Glomeromycota; Glomeromycetes; Archaeosporales; Ambisporaceae. The record is from the annotation of a GenBank genome assembly.